AUGGUUACAAGUCUUCCACAACUGAAAAAAAUUCAAGUAAGGAACUGUGAGUUUCUUAAAGAGAUAAUUUUCACUGAGGAACAUGUAGAAGAAACAGAGAUACUAUUCCCUAAUCUCGAAAGGUUGGUGCUCGAAGGUCUUCCGAAGCUGAGCAGAUUCUGUAUUGGGCAUCGAAUUAAAUUUCGGUCUCUUAAACGAUUGCAUAUCAAAGAUUGCGAUGCUUUGAAUACCUUGGUCGCCUAUAAUCAACAAGUUAACUCUGAGACAGAAUUUCUCUUUAAUGGAAUGGUUGGUUUUCCUGAGUUGGAGGAAUUGCGUCUCUCCAAAAUGGACAACUUGACAAAUAUAUGGCACGGUCAGCUCAUGUCUCGUUCCUUCUGCCAACUAAAAGUCUUGAUAAUCCAAGAUUGUCGCAAUUUAUCGAUGGUUUUUCCACCCGAAGAAUUGCUCAGAUUCAAUACACUGGAGAGAUUGCACAUCAGGCGUUGUAAUUCACUGCAAGAAAUAUUCCAAUUCGAAGAAAUGAAUGCUAAUGCUGCAGUAGCAUUUAAACUGAGAGAAUUGAUCGUUUUCUCACUCGAAAACUUGAGAACGAUAUGGAGUCAGGGUCCUCAAACAAGUUUUAUUUUUAAAGAAUUGCAGUCCGUGGAAGCUGUUGGUUGUAAGCUUUUGAAAAAUAUAUUUCCAACCUCCGUAGCCACCGGUCUUUCUCAGCUUGCAAGUUUAACAAUACGAAGAUGCGGAGUGGAUGAAAUUGUAGCAAAAGAUGAAUGUGAAGCAUCAAACCCUGAAUUUAAAUUUCCAAAACUCACCUCUCUUAUACUUGAGAGACUAUUCAAACUAAAGUGUUUUUAUCCUGGGAAGAAUAGUGUCGAGUGGCCAAAGUUGAAAUGUUUGGAGUUCAUUCAAUGUGACAGUGAAAUCAUGUUUGGUUCAGAAAUUACGAACCAUUAUCGAGAAGGAGGAGGAGGUUCAGAAAUUACGAAUUAUCGAGGAGGAGGAGGAGGUGGUUUAGAGAUUACCAACUAUUAUCGAGGAGGAGGUCAAAAUAAUAUCUCCUCUCAACCCUUUUUUAUGUUUGAAAAGUACUAUCACGACUUGGAGGAGUUGACACUGGAUCACAAUGAUCUAAAAAAAUUAAUACAUAUUUAUCAAUCUCCUGCAAGUUGCUUUUCCAAUGUGAUAGUAUUUCGACUGCUAUCCUUAGGGCCCCGAUCGUCCAUUGCUCUGUUCGAUUUCCUCGAAACACUAUACAGUCUGGAGAGCCUUAUUUUUUACCAAUGUGCAUCCAUGGUACUAUUCUCAGAUGAAAAUUAUGUGCCUCCGAAACAUGUGAGCAUAUACAAUUCCUUUUUUCUAAAUUAUAUAUGGAAGAAAGACGCGAGAUCGGAAAUAGUUACUGAAAAUCUUGAGACUCUGACAAUUGGAAAUUGUGGAAGAUUAAUCAAAAUAGUGAAUUCGGGAGCAUCCUUCAAGAGUCUAACGACUCUAAAAGUGGGCAGUUGUCCGCGGUUGGACUUCUUAUUAACCGUCUCGACUGCAAAAACUAUGGUAAACCUCGUCGAAAUGAGCGUAUAUGGUGUCGUUAGGAUGACUGUAGUGGUGGCAGGUGAUGGAAAUAAGAAAGAUCAGGGUGAGGUGGUUUUUAAGAAACUGAAAACUUUGCAACUUAAGGAUGCACGUCGUCUCAAAAGCUUUCACGGAUUGACACAAAAUGCCUUUAAUUUUCCAAUGUUGGAAGAAGUAUGUAUUGAUGGAUGCCCUCGGAUGCAGAGUUUCUCAUUCGGAGUCUUGACAACACCGAAGCUACGGUCAGUUAUAGUCUCCAAAUAUUCACCAAAUAAACAAUUUUGGGACGGAGACCUUAACGCCACCAUUGCAUAUCUGUUUCGAGAGCGUAUGUGGUCAACUUCACUAAAUAAAGUGGUGGUAAACGAAGGAGAUUAGGCGCUCAGGCGAACGGGAGUCUGUUGAGUUUGUGAGAUCUACUUGGAAUUUUUGCUUAUAAAGUUUGCUUAAGCAUCAUUAUUGUUAUUAUUCUGUUUUUUAUACGCUCAAAUAAACAAUUCAAACCUUUCAAUUUUUCUCUCUAAUAGAUCAUUUUUUUCACCA
Messenger RNA from Mercurialis annua (annual mercury), 2112 nucleotides. RefSeq lists its product as uncharacterized. The record is from RefSeq and is a predicted model, not a curated record. The transcript has 3 exons. NCBI's taxonomy places the organism in Eukaryota, Viridiplantae, Streptophyta, Magnoliopsida, Malpighiales, Euphorbiaceae. Bases 1 to 1947 code for a protein of 648 amino acids.